Messenger RNA from Daphnia magna, 2595 nucleotides. Its product is annotated as fibroblast growth factor receptor-like 1. NCBI's taxonomy places the organism in Eukaryota, Metazoa, Arthropoda, Branchiopoda, Diplostraca, Daphniidae. Bases 423 to 2384 code for a protein of 653 amino acids. The transcript is spliced from 11 exons. The record is from RefSeq and is a predicted model, not a curated record.
CUUCCCCCCCCAGUCCUGUUGCUACACGCUCACAGAUAACUCGAGCUGAUAUACAACCAGCGAGAAAACAGUUCACGUUUACAUACUCUUACAUUUCGUAGCUAACAUUCAGACAAAAUAAAAGGUUGACACCGUCGGUAAAAAAUUUGCUCAACAAACGUGAAUGUGACCUAACUCUCGUCUUGCGCGUACGUCGUUGCGGUGGGACGUGAAAAUUUAUCGUUGUGUCAUCCAGAAGCUGAUCCGGUUUUUGGCGCCAUAGAGGAUCACCUAAUCAGUUCUGAUGGUGUGAAAUAUAGGCACGGGGGUUGAAAACCAAGUCGUUUAAUCGAUCUUGCGUCGUCACUGCGAAACGCAUCAGUGACUCCACACGAUUGGCGACUUCAUUCAACCAUCUGUUGCGUUUUAUUGAUGCACUGAAGAUGAGCAAAACACACUUGGCCCUUAUCUUGUUGGUUGCAAAUCACAUUACCGGAGCCCUUUCUCGAGGUCCACCAGUGAUAACAGCUCCCAUUCAACCCCGUUUUACUGGAAAAUUGGGUGAAGUUAUUCGUUUUAUAUGCCCCAUCAGAGGUGAUCCAGAACCCAUUUUCGAGUGGUAUAGGGACGGCGAGCGAGUCAUGGAAUAUUGGGAUCGCUAUCGGCUUAUCAGUAAAGGAUAUUCUCUCAACAUUCAGCGGCUUGAGUGCGAAGACCAAGGCACUUACAUCUGCAAGGCUGUGAAUGGUUUUGGCGUUCAUGAAAUCAGCUUUCAACUAGAUCUUCUUGACGAUGCGAUGCAAGACGCUUGUAAAAGCAGUAGCGACGAAGACGACACUUCGUCGUCAAAGCCGAUUAUCUUGCAUAAAUUCAAAAAGUCUAAGCAUAUGCUAAAGCCGGCCGGUAAUUACGCUUUGCUUAAAUGCAUCGCAGUCGCUGAGCCACUCCCCAAAUUCCACUGGUUCAAGGACGGUGUGGAAAUAAUACCCGAGAAAGGGCCACCAACUGGCAAUGUGGGACUUAAAUAUGUUGUGCGUUCAACAGUACUGUCAGAAGACGAUCUGACUGAAGUCAGCGAAAUGGAGGGCAUGCGAUCCACCUUGCAGAUUAGCGACUUAAGAGGAUCUGAUACAGCGAACUACACAUGCAGAGCCCAGAAUGAACAUGGGUGGGAUGAAUUAACUCACAUCUUGGAAGUUGUUGAGAGGCAGGUUCCUCGGCGUCCAGAACUGCAUCCGGAUUUUCCACCGGUUCAUACGUGGGUAGAGGCAGGCCAGGCUGGCUCAUUAUCGUGUAAAGUGAAUUCCGAAUUCCCCCCUGAAGUCCACUGGCUAAAGCGGCUGACGCCAAGUUCUGGAGUGUCAAACGUCGUUCAACCUCCUGUGCCCGACGAAGCGGAAGUCGAAACAAUUCAUCCGCAGUUCAUCGCCAACCGCACCAUCAUUAUAGGAAAUAUCAAGUAUCAGAUCUUACCUUCGGCUCCAGCCAAACUGAUUAAUAGCGACGGUUAUUAUGCGUCCAUUUUACUCCUAUCCAAGAAGAGUCAGGAGGUCGAUUCUGGAUACUACGUCUGUUUGGCUUUGAAUAAUGCCGGAUUUAACUUCCGGCAAGUCUACUUUAACGUCACCAAUAGCUACGUGACUCCAUAUCAGACUACAGAUGACAGUUAUCCGGGACGUAACACAAGCGAGGGCUGGGGUGACAAAGGCCGUACGGACGCCACAACAAUGGCGGUUGUCAUUGUUGUUGUCGUGUGCGGAUUAGUCGCGAUGGUGGCGUCGUGUUUCGUCUGGAAAAGACGCAAGAACCAUCUCAGAGAUAAAACUCUUAGCGUUGCGGCUCCGUCUCUUUGUUGCUCGGCGCCGGAAGCCAUUGUUGUACAGCAACCCACUCCGGUGACUCAUUCUCCAUGUUCGCUGGAUUACUCAGUAUUCCGCGAGGGAUUGUCCAGCGGUAAUGGAACACCUCCGGCAUCCAACAGUUCUCGAUCGGAUCCACCUCAGAAUGCGCCAUUGCAGCCGCACGUGCACCAGCAGAAAGACCUCGUCCCUCCACGGAUGUAUUACUUGCCUGCGCGGACGCCCAAUUCCAAUAGUCCCCGACAGCAGAAAGUGAUGCAUCAGCAGCAACAGCAGCGAGCGAAACAGAGCAGCGGCAGCGGAAGAAGCGGAAGUGGAUCUCGCCAGCAUCACCGUUCGUCGCCAAGGAGUAGCAAUAAUCAUCAUCAUCAUUACUAUGUAAAUCCACCGUAUCACCAUCAGCGACAUCCCGUGCCGCCGGAAGCCAGGUCGUUGACGACCGACACUUCCUUCCAUAGCGAAUCUUUCUAUCCGGAUUGGUCGGCCCAUCCGCAUCACAUUCGAUUGCCUUACCCGUCUCCCGAGAGCAGUUUCGAUCAGCUUUGAUUCAAUGGGAUACGAUCCGCAUCGCUGCCGCCAUGGCUGCCGCAUUGAGAUUGAAAUUCAACGAGAAUCGGCCACCUGUUGAUCAAAAAUGAAACUACUUGUUUCGAUCGAUGGAUCUUAAAAAACCGACAAGUUGAUUGACAACACCUGUGCAUAACGUCAAAAUGCACGUCCUUAACUUAAAUCAUUUUCUAGCAACAAACAACAACAA